CCGACUUUGGUCACUUUGGCUUUCCUCAAUCCCUCCGUGCAGGACAUCUGUUUCCUUGAGGACAAAGAAGAGGCCACCUUGUGCCACAUGCUGUGUCUACCUUGGCUGCCUGGUGGCUGUGUCAGAGAUACUUAAUUGCUUCCUCGACUUUCCGAGCCAUUGACCUUUCCCAUCACCAGCCCUCGAUCCCUUCUUCCCUUCUCAAAGUCACCAUGUUCGGGAUCAUAGCAGAUCUCAUUGCCUCCGUCACCACCAUCCUCCUCCCAGCCUACCUCUCCUACAAAGCUCUGCGCACAAAUGACCCGGCUCAAACGCACCCGUGGUUGAUCUACUUCUCUAUCCUCUCCCUCACCCUUCUGUUCGAAUCCUGGACUCUGUUCAUCAUAGGCUGGAUCCCUUUCUAUUCAUGGCUCCGCCUCAUCUUCCUUCUCUACCUCGUCCUUCCGCAGACCCAAGGUGCUAAGAUACUCUACCUGGACUAUUUGGAGCCGUACAUUGUCCACCAUGAACGACAGAUUGACCAGUUUAUUGGCGAAACCCAUGACAGACUGCAACAGAUGGGGCUGGGAUACCUAAACAUUGCAAUCGAGUGGGCACGGGAGAAGAUUCUAGGGCAGAAGAGUCCGCAACAACCAGCCGGCCAGCAGCAAGCAGCCGGGGUAGGGGGCUACGCCAGCUACGCAUCGGACUUGCUUUCCCGCUUUGCCAUGCCCGGUGCAAGGACGAAUACUCCUACCCAACCCGGCACGACCUCUGCGGGAGUGUACAGUAUGGUCUCGAACUUCGCUGCAGGGCUGGCUUCCACAACCACCUCUCCUCAGGGGACGUAUCGCUCGGCAGCUGCCGAAGCCGCUUCAAUCUCUAUUCCCCCGAAUCUUUUCCAGUUUGAGAACAUCCCUGGCCAGUCCACGGCCGAGAAAUCCUCCUUCAUCACCGCACAGCGUGACAGGUUGUUGGGACUGGUGAAGAUGCUGGACAGCGAGCAGCAGAACCUGGACCUUGCCUAUGGCGCCGCUCCAGGCGAAAGCGGUGCACGGGGAGGCAACGGCGGGCAUAGCAAGCGGCCGUCGAGCUCCGGAUCCGGGUUGGCGAUGGGCGGUGGGUUGAAGACCAAGUCGCGCAGCGAGCAGUCCUUUGAGAAUGUCGACUACGACGAAGCCACAGGAGGUUCGAACACGCCGGCAGAGAACUAUGAUCGUCGGCGGACGAGCGCCGGUGACGGCGCCGGCGGAGGCUGGAUCCCCGCGGGCGUCAGCGGAUGGUUCUCAGGCAGCGGUCCCGCCGGCGGUGCUGAAGGUGAAGGCCACUACGAGCGGAGCGAGCGCGACAUGGACAGGGAGCGGAGGCGAGAUUCUGGCCCGGGGUCGUCGUCCGCACGAGCAUCUCGAGGAUGGACCGCCGCGCGGGAUAUCACGGACGAGAUCUCACGCGGCAUGAGCAGUGGCGUCGAUUCGUUGAUGGGAGACCACGAGCGACGCAGAUGAAGUCCCGCCCCGAGUAAACCACCAACAGCAGGCGCAAAAGACGGGACUCGAACCGUCAGGGACCGUCAGGAUAGGCAUGGCAGGGCAUGAUCGAAUGGGACACGGCAAAAGCUACAGUACCCACCGACCACCUCCUUUUCUGCGCUGUGGUAAAUAAAAUACGGGGGAUAUGAGAAGGGCGGCUGUCCGGUUUACAUACAAUCUAGUGCUGUAAAUGGAGUAAAUGGAAUAUGCAAUCGGAAACGCAGAAACGUAGUAACGCGGUUUUCCAAAGUCCAGCAAGCACGUUGUGACAUCGAGUGCCGAGUGUCGAGAGCAAAGAUGAUGGGACAAUCAGUCAAAGAGAGGGUAGAGAUAUCUGCGAUUCUCAAAGCACAUAUUGCGG
Messenger RNA from Cladophialophora immunda, 1869 nucleotides. RefSeq lists its product as uncharacterized. NCBI's taxonomy places the organism in Eukaryota, Fungi, Ascomycota, Eurotiomycetes, Chaetothyriales, Herpotrichiellaceae. The transcript is spliced from 2 exons. The record is from RefSeq and is a predicted model, not a curated record. The coding region runs from base 213 to 1484 and encodes 423 amino acids.